GACCGCGGUCAGUCAUUGCACGAAGCUGAACGCGUUAGCACAUUGCUCCGAUUUGUUGCACGAGUACAAAAAAAUUAAAAGCGAACAUAAUUUCCUGCAAAAAAAAAAAAAAAAACAGUUAUUCAAACCCAGAACGAGGAAGUCGGAAAGUACAGCGACUUGCUUCCCGUAUCACCUACAGGAGCGAGAGAAAGGUUCCUUAUCAGUUGAGUGAAGAAAUUCUGCGUGCAUCGCGCUGUGUCCGUCGGUUGAACUCUUGACCGAAAUCUAGACUAGACAUUUGAUAUUGUGACGUGAAAGGGGGAAAGAAGUCGAAGGAAUUGCAAGUUCUGAUUGACGGGGAUUAUCAGCCUCGAAUCUACAUAAGUGUUUCUAAUCGCGGCUGGAAGAACGAACUGAACUUGAUCUACUAAGAAGAGUGGAGCACGCCGAGCACAAGACUACAGCAGCACAGUACAUGUGUCCGAAGAUUUGUGCAAGGAAGAUUGAGGAAAGUGGUUUACUAGUUCAGUGGAUGCUGGAAGAUCAACCGGAAGGAUGCAUUUGGUGAACGGAACGGGGCUGCUGCUCCCAACGUUAAUGCUGCUGUCGAACUAUAACGAGGAGAGUUUGGUGACGCGAUAUCCGGACAUCAACGAGGAGUAUCGAGCAGACCCCAACAACCCGGUAUGCUACGGAGUGUACGGAUGCUUUCCCAUCACGCCACCCUGGACGGAUGAGCGUCGUCCGAUCGCCCUCUAUCCGGAAACGCCCGCCAAAAUAGACGUCCGCUUCCCGGUGUUCAACCAUAGGGCCCGACACUACCCGAAGUUCAUCAAUCUGGACGACCCGGACUACCUGCACGAGGUAGGAAUCAACCCGGCCGGACGGAUCUACAUCAUCACGCAUGGGUUUCUGGAGUCGGGCAAGGCCAAAUGGGUCGAACGGAUGAUCAACUUGAUUCUGGAUCAGGACGACGAGGGUACGGCGACGUGUAUCGUCAUCGAUUGGGGCGGCGGCUCCAGCCCGCCGUAUAACCAGGCCAGUGCCAACAUUAGGCUGGUGGGAGCUGUGGCUGCCCACAUGAUCCAUCUAAUCGCAGAAGAAUAUCGUUUGAAGAACCUGGACAACGUCCACAUGAUCGGUCACUCCCUUGGGGCGCAUCUCGCCGGCUACACCGGAUUCUACCUUCAGAAAGACUUCAAUAUGAAACUUGGACGAAUCUCCGGUUUGGAUCCCGCCGAGUUGGCGUUCACGGAAACGAAUCCGAUCGUACGGUUGGACGUUACGGAUGCCAAAUACGUGGACAUCGUGCACAGCGAUGCGACGCCCUUUGUUCCGAAGAUCGGAUUAGGUUUGUACGAGCCCAUCGGGCACUUGGACUUCUACCCGAACGGAGGUUUCAACCAGCCCGGGUGCGAUCAGACACUGAGGAAACGCAAGGACGGAAUGUGGAUCUCGAGCAUGUUCCAGUUCUUCAGUUGUAGUCAUGGUCGGGCGAUACAUCUGUUCACCGAGAGCAUCCGUAGCAAGUGCCCGUUUACGGCCAUCACUUGCGAAAGCUAUGAGCAGUUUUUGGCCGGCGACUGCUUCGACUGCGAUCAGGAUGGUCACAUGUGCUUCCGGUUUGGGUUCAAUAGCCACAACAGCUACCGAAGUAUGAUGUCAGCGAACCAGAUGAUCGGCAGCCAGGAAAUUCAGGCGUUCUUCAUCACGGGUUCCGAUGAGCCGUAUUGCCGGACGCACUACAAGGUGCUGAUCAAGAUUUCCGAUACGGAAGAGAGUGUCAUCCACGGAGGAGAGAUUGGAAGAUUCCACUUGAGUAUCUACGGAAGCAAGGGCGAACACUCGGAUAAGAUGGCGUUCACCGAAGAUGCGGAACUCUACGAACCGGGUCGGAAUUACACCCGAGUUCUGGCCGGGACCAGUGUCGGUAAGCCUCGAAGGCUAACCGUAAGUUGGGAAUACAACACCAGUUUCCUGAACCCGCUGACCUGGCGGAUUCUGAACUCUCCGCGGGUCUACAUCGAGUACAUCAUCCUGCAGUCUCUAGAGUACCGGAGUAAGAUCCGGCUCUGUUCGAGCUACAAUAUGCCGGUGACGGACAAUGUGGACAGUUUGUUCACGCAGGAUAAUUGCCGGUACUAUCCGGUCCCACUGGAGCCCGUGGUCAGUUGAAUGGAAUCUCAUGAGGAGGGGUCCGGUGGGUGACCCUUGCACCGCAUCAAUGCAAAUCUACCAGUAAACUGUAUUUAGUCUAAUGCAUAGCCAUGUAAGCAACCAUGUAUUAAUAUUUUAAACAUUGCAAACGUAAACCA
Aedes albopictus (Asian tiger mosquito) is the source of this 2297-nucleotide messenger RNA. RefSeq names its product pancreatic lipase-related protein 2. Gene Ontology annotation, molecular function: protein binding; triacylglycerol lipase activity. NCBI's taxonomy places the organism in Eukaryota, Metazoa, Arthropoda, Insecta, Diptera, Culicidae. Gene Ontology annotation, biological process: lipid catabolic process. The record is from RefSeq and is a predicted model, not a curated record. The transcript is spliced from 4 exons. The coding region runs from base 538 to 2157 and encodes 539 amino acids.